GGGUAUUUCCAAUUAAUGGCGUAAGACAACUGAAACUGGUAACUGUAUUUGUCUAAAACAACCCCAAAAAUUGACCACAAAAACAUCGACUAGGUACAGAGAAUGGAUAAAGAAGAUAAAAGCAGAUACUUUAUUGUUGGAUCUGUCUACCUGGAGGUUGUUACUCCGUUGUUUCAACAAAAGUUAAAAGAAAACUAUAGAAGUCUCAACUUUGGAUGUCUAAAGGAUUUUCUGGAUAAUACAGCAGUCUUACACACCUUAUUUCAUCUACGCCACAGAAAUGCAUGGUGUUGUACAGAUAAGGCAAACUGCAGAAGCCAUGGAGCCCUACCUCUAAAUCAUCACCAAUGGAAACAACUAUAUGCUGAAAAUCCAGGGCCUGGUAUACACAACUGCUUUUGUAAGUACACAGCCAAGUCAGUCGAGCCCGAAGAUCUUGAUGUUAGUUUGUGUGGCCUUAUAUUGUUUAACUGCUGUAAUUUGGGACCACUGGACCAAGAAGCAGUCUUUAUUUUACGACGGAAUAAAAAUGACUACCUGAGUCAUAACACAACAUGCGGUAUUACCAAGGAUGAGUAUGGUCCAUUGAUGGAUGAGCUAAAGACCAAUAUCCUUCAACUUGACCAGACUAAAGAAGAUGAAUUGAUAAGGAUACAGAGAAGACCACUGGAUGAUGCACUGUGUAACAAAUACAUGAUAACACUUUUGAAUAUUCAUGAAAUAUUGGAAAAGAUAGAUACAAAUACGAAAGAAACACUGCGUUAUGUACAGCAAAUAUGGCAACAUUUAACAACACAGAGUUUGACCAAUCAGACUUCAGAUGAGAAAACUGACAAACAAGGAAAUCACAAACAUCCAAUAAAACCCUACAAACUAGGACAGUCUAUCUUCAUUGAACAUCAUCAGACAGACCUGUCAUCAAUACUUGGUGGUGACUGGAAUAGUACAGUAAAAGAUAUAGUGAUGAUGGAUGAUGGUAGACUGGUGAUGUGUAUACCUUUACUGAGUAGACUACUGAUCUGUAAUACAGAUGGAUCACAGGCAGACAGUAUACCUGUACAGAGAAGACUACUGAUCUGUAAUACAGAUGGAUCACAGGCAGACAGUUUUCAUGUACAGGGUAGGCCAUGGCGUGUUACAGCAGUCAACAACUCUACAGUAGCUGUUACACUGUUUGGUAGUAUGUGUAUAGAGACAUAUGACAUAAACAAUAAACUCAAACUUAAAUCAAUAUCACUACCUGGAAUGAGGUCUUCAGGUGGCAUAACAACUAUAAACAACAAGUUAGUUGUAGGUGGUGACAACAGCCUACUGAUCAUAGAUCAUCAGAUAGGAGAGAUGGUACAGACAAUACAGAUUGACUGUGAUCCUGUCAGGUUACAUGGUUCUGGUGAAAGAAUAUUCUACAGCGAUUACAUCUACUACAACAACAACAACAACAACUUGUACUGGUACAGUUUUACUGAUGACAGACAUCACACCCUAACAUUACCAUCACCACCCAUUAGGAUGACUACACUACAAGAUGGCAGUCUUUAUGUGAGGUGUGAUGAUGGAUCAGUACAGCAUGUGUCAUCUGAUGGUAAACAAAUGGACAAGGAAGAUAAAAGAAGAUACUUUAUUAUUGGAUCUGUCUACUUAGAGGUUGUUACUCCAUUAUUUCAACAAAAGUUAGAACAAAAAUAUCAGGGCCUCAACUUCAGAUGUUUAAAAGAUUUUCUUGAUGAUAAGGCAGUACUACACACCUUAUUUCACUUACGCCACAGAUAUGCAAGAUGUUGUUCAGAUAAGAAAAACUGCAGAAACCCGGGAGCUCUACCUCUAAACCAUCACCAAUGGAACAAACUGUAUGCAGAAAAUCCAGGGCCUGGUAUACACAACUGUUUUUGUAAGUACACAGCUAAGUCAUUAAAGCCAGCGGAUCUUGAUGUGAGUUUGUGUGGUCUUUUAUUGUAUAACUGCUGCAGCUUGGGAUGCCUUGAUGAAGAAGCAGUCAAUAUUCUUCGACGGAAUAAAAAUGACUAUUUGAGUCAUAACACAACAUGUGGUAUAAUCAAUGAUGAGUAUGGCCCAUUAAUGGAUGAGCUUAAGACCAAUAUCCUCCAACUUGACCAGACCAAAGAAGAUGAACUGAUAAGGAUACAGAAAAGACCACUGGAUGAUGCACUGUGUAACAAAUACAUGACAACACUUUUGAAUAUUCAUGAGGUAUUGGAAAAGAUAGAUACAAAUACAACACAAAUACUGAGUAUUGUACACACCAAUAAUAUUAAACUACAGGAAUUUUUUCAACAUUUAGCAACACAGAGUUUCAAGGAUAAAACUGUAAAACUGGGAAAUAAUUACCAUCAUCCAAUAAAACCAUAUAUACUAGGACAGUCUAUCUUCACAUUAAACCAGCAGACCGACCUGAAAUCAGUACUUGUUGGUGGAGACUGGAGAGGGGGUAUCGCAGGUAUAGUGAUGAUGGAUGAUGGUAGACUGGUAAUGGGUUUACCUUACCAAAACAGGCUACUCAUCUGCAAAACAGAUGAAUCACAGGUAGAUAUCAUAUAUGUACUCGGUAGCCCAUGGUGUGUUACAGCAGUUAGCAACUCUACCGUAGCUAUUACAUUGUGGAAAAGGGACUGUAUAGAGAUGUUUGACAUAAAUAAUAAACUCAAAGUUAAUUCGAUAUCAGUACCUGGAAUGCGGUGUUUUGGGAUUACAUCUAUAAACAACUUGUUAGUUGUAGGAGGUGAGUGCAGAAUAUUGAUCAUAGAUCAUCAGACAGGAGAGGUGGUACAGACAAUACAGACUAACUUUAGUCCUAACAGGUUGCAUGGUUCUGGUGACAGAAUAUACUACUGUGAUAUCGACUCAUAUAACAACAACAACCUGUACUGGUACAGCUAUACGGAUGGCGCACAUCACAUAAUAUCAUUACCAUCAACACCCAGGAGGAUGACUACACUACAAGAUGGCAGUCUGUAUUUAUUAUGUAGGGAUGGAUCUAUACAACAUAUGUCAUCUGAUGGUAAACAGUAUAAACAAGUAAAUACAAUAUCAAUAUCUCCGUCAGAUGUUAAUAUACAUUAUAAUCUCACACAAAGAAAACUAGUGAUCAGACAAACUGCUGGGCUUGUUAAAGUUUUCAACGAGAUUUUUAGUUGAUAUGCUGAUUACCUCAUUUCAUAUGCUUUAUACCUUCCGUCAAAAUUUCAAUCAGUCUGUUGAUUAUACCCAUGCUCAUAUUGUCAACAAAAUAGCUCUUUUAACAAAUAUUAAUAUUUUGUUCAACUCCGCAUCUAACAAUCCUCCAUUUAUUGAAAAAUUUAAAACACACUGAUAAAAUGAAACGAAUCAAAACAGAUAAAUUCACUAUGUAAAAUUAAUAAAUGUUAGGGACAAAAAACUUAAACUACAGUCUUUAUGUAACGUUGUAAACCUGCUGGUUUUUUUUUUCAUUCGUUUAGCUACAGUAUUUGUAUGAUUUGCCUUGUAUGUGCGUGCUCUUAAUUUCACAUAUGUAUACUGUCUUUUUUCAAACUUCAGAGAAAUAGAAUAAUAUCUUAGAGACAAAGUUCUGUUUAUAUUUUGAAAUCAAAAUAGUUAUUAUUACUAAUAGUGUGAUUAUUUUGUUACCACUUGUUAAAUUUUCAAUUGUAAAAGUAACAGACUUUUGAGAGUGACAUAAUAAAACGAUGACACAUGUGAAAUAGUUGGGAAUAUAUAAGAAUUGAUCAUAUGCAUUUGUUCAUUUACACAAAUUUGCAUUUUUUACUGAUUGGUAAAUGUUGUAAUACCAAUGUUAGAAGACGUGAGUGUACUAUUGUAUAUAUGUUUUAUUGCUCUUAUGUAUUGUCCUUGAUAAUUUUUCUUUAUAUUUUUCUCUUAUAGUAUUGAUGUGUUUUUGGUUUUGGUCAAAUUUUGUUGUUGAAGAUGAAAUAGAGGCCGUACGGUGACCUAUAGUUGUUAAUGUUUGUGUCAUUUUGGUCUUUUGUGGAUAGUUGUCUCAUUUGCAACCAUACCACAUCUUCUUUUUUAUAUAGAGGGUCGGCGUUUGAUAUUUUCAAUGAAUAGUGUGCAUGGUCAAACUUUUUUUGUUGUUGUCAUACAUUUUUUAGUGUUUAAUUUCAUGAUUUAGGAUGGCUGAUUUUUAUUUUGUUAAGAAAUUUAUAACCUUAAAAAACUUUUUGAAAUAAAACAGUAUUAUCUUGUUGACGAAACACACCAUUUAUUUGACAUGCCAUUUACUCCACUUUCUGACCUCUAAUAUAACAAUGACCAUUGCUAUGAACCUAUAACUCCAUUUCCUCACUUCCAAUCAGACAAUGAACAUUGAACCUCAGCCUGAUACACCGUUUCCUGACCUACAAUCUAACAUUCAAAACCAAUCUGUAUGUUUAUUUAAAGUGUUGUCUUUGUUCUCAUCACCUUUGAAUUAGUCAAAUAAACACGCAUCAUUGUUGAUGAAAUAAUCAUUUUUAUUCCAAUGUGUAUGCUGUACAACACUUAUAUUUACGCAUCUGAAAUAUAUGUUGGUACCAUUUAUAUCCAGAAAUACGCAUUGAAAACUAAUUUACACGAAAAAUUGAAAAAAAAAACCCUAAAUGUUGAUUGGGAAAAAUGUUAUCAAUGAUAUAUUAGUUCAUUGUCCUAAGAAACAUUGUGAAACAUUUAUGUUUUGAUAUCUGCUUAGUAUUAGUCAUUCUAGUGCAUCAAUAUUGUGCUUAUUUGUAAACCUAAGUAUUUGACAUAUAUUUUCAUAUAUGGACAUUAUGUUGUUUUUUCAUUUAUAUUUGUUUUGAUUUAUUUUAUCAUAUCUCUCCAUUUAAGCAUGUUGUAAAUAUGUCUUUAAAUGUGGAAAUUGUUUCUUGUUUUUUUUUAAUUUUUAAGUUUAAUCAUGAAAUCUUGUGUGCAAUGAUCAUGCGUUUUACAUUAGUAUUUUUAUUCAUGUAUGGUAUUUCAUAAGCAGAUUUUUUUUAAUAUUUAGUUAUACUAAG
Molecule: messenger RNA, 4985 nt
Organism: Mytilus trossulus (common blue mussel)
Lineage: Eukaryota; Metazoa; Mollusca; Bivalvia; Mytilida; Mytilidae
Exons: 9
Coding region: 103-3153 (1016 amino acids)
Source: RefSeq, a predicted model, not a curated record